AUGCCAGUGCACAGGCCGUGCCGAAGCGUCUGCUCUCCAGGCGGUGGGGAGGCGAGGCACAAGGAGGAAGAGAGGGAGGGAGAGGAAGAGAGAAAGGAAGAGGAGGCGAGCGGGGAGGGCCAAGCCCCAGAAGCGGCAACGCGCGACGCGCGCAGCAUGCUCUCCAAGCACGGCGGCCGGGAACGAGAGAAGCGAUACGCGGGGAUGGCCCGCGACGCGCGCAGCAUGCUCUCCAAGCACGGCGGCCGGGAACGAGAGAGGCUACACGCGAGGGUGGCCCAUCGGCAGGCAGGCAACAUGCCCAGGAGGACGGAGGGAGAGCAGGCGCCGUGCCGGGCCACGGCCGCAGCGAGGCACGCGAGCCCAGCAUCCGCAAGCGGACACCAGGCCCACCCCUGA
This is a messenger RNA of Prorocentrum cordatum, 399 nucleotides long. The record is from the annotation of a GenBank genome assembly. Lineage: Eukaryota; Dinophyceae; Prorocentrales; Prorocentraceae.